Molecule: messenger RNA, 4465 nt
Organism: Alnus glutinosa
Lineage: Eukaryota; Viridiplantae; Streptophyta; Magnoliopsida; Fagales; Betulaceae
Product: pentatricopeptide repeat-containing protein At2g22070
Exons: 4
Coding region: 266-2623 (785 amino acids)
Biological process (GO): RNA modification
Molecular function (GO): RNA binding; protein binding; zinc ion binding
Source: RefSeq, a predicted model, not a curated record
UGGCUCUUUAAUUUGUGCCCUAAUUCAUUUCCCUCCAAUUUAGGAAUUUACAUCUUUCUCAAACUAAAGACAAUAUUAUGUAUAGGCUUCUGGCCGUGAGUGGUGCAAAUUGAAGCACGGUGGUUGGGCCACCGUCUUCGUGCAGUGGGAAACGGCUGGAGCAGCGGAUAUCGGCCCUCUUCCGGUUUGCUCUACCUGUCCGUUUGGUCCCCAGUCUCUCGGUGACCAGACCAGAAUCAGCUGAGAAAGGUUUUCAAAUGGACUAAUGGAGGCCCUGAGCCCACGCUCUCCCACCUCUUCUUCGGAUUUCUACGCGUAUCUCCUCCAGACAAGCCUCAAGUCCAAAGACCCAUUUUCCGGAAAGUUGAUUCAUGCUCGAAUAAUCAAAGCUGGGCUUCACCUCAGCGUGUUCUUGAUGAAUAGUCUCAUGAACUUCUAUGCAAAAGUUGGGUCUACUUCCGAUGCUCACCGCGUAUUUGAUGACAUGACUGUGAAGACCACAUCCUCUUGGAAUACAAUACUUUCAGCAUGUGCAAAACAGGGUAGGUUAGAUAAAGCAUGUCGUAUUUUUGAGGAAAUUCCUGAUCGUGACUCAGUUUCGUGGACUACUAUGAUUGUGGGAUAUAAUCAGAUUGGUCAUUCUGAAAAUGCGAUUCAAAUGUUUGUAGAAAUGAUUGGAAGUAGAAUUGCACCGACCCAGUACACCAUGACUAAUGUUCUUGCUUCAUGUGCUGCAAUUGAAGCUUUGGAUAUUGGUAGGAAGGUUCACUCAUUUGUCGUUAAACAUGGGCUUGGUAGUUGUAUUCCCGUGGCAAAUUCCUUGCUAAACAUGUAUGUGAAGUGUGGUGAUUCAAUAACAGCAAAAUUUGUUUUUGAUAGAAUGAGAUUGAAGAACACGUCGUCAUGGAAUGUUAUGAUUUCAUUGCAUAUGCUGUCUGGUCGGGUUGACCUGGCUCUUGCCCAAUUCGAACAGAUGACAGAACGAGAUGUAGUUUCAUGGAAUUCCAUGGUUGCAGGUUACAACCAGCAUGGUUUUGACGUUGAAGCACUGGAAAUCUUCUCAAUCAUGUUGAAGGAUUCUUCAUUAAAGCCUGAUAAGUUCACACUGGCAAGUGCUUUGUCGGCCUGUGCCAAUCUUGAGAAGUUAAAUCCUGGGAAACAAAUCCAUGCCUAUAUAAUGAGAACCGAGUUUGAUACCUCUGGGGCAGUCGGGAAUGCUUUGGUUUCAAUGUAUGCCAAGUCUGGUGGGGUUGAAAUUGCAAGAAAGAUUGUGGAGCAAAGUGGGUCUUCGGAUCUCAAUAUUAUAGCUUUUACAGCCCUGUUGGAUGGCUACAUCAAGCUUGGGGAUAUAAACCCGGCCAGACAGAUAUUUGACUCAUUAAGGGACCGCGAUGUGGUUGCAUGGACAGCUAUGAUUGUAGGUUAUGUUCAGAAUGGCUUGAAUAAUGAAGCUUUGGAUCUUUUCAAAUCAAUGAUUAAAGAAGGCCCCAACCCAAACAGCCACACUCUAGCAGCCAUGUUAAGUGUCAGUUCAAGCUUGGCUUCUUUGUAUCUUGGCAAACAAAUUCAUUCAAGUGCCAUAAGAUCAUGGGAAGCAUCAUCAGUUUCUGUGAGUAAUGCUCUAAUAACCAUGUAUGCCAAAGCUGGGAGCCUUAACAAUGCAAAGCAGGUAUUCAAUCUAAUACGGAAUAAUAGAGACACUGUCUCUUGGACGUCCAUGAUUAUGGCUUUGGCUCAGCAUGGUCAUGGAGAAGAAGCCAUAGAACUUUUUCAAGAGAUGCUGGCAGUUGGUAUUAAGCCUGACCAUAUAACUUACGUUGGUGUGCUCUCUGCCUGUACGCAUGUGGGAUUGGUGGAACAGGGUCAGAGAUAUUAUCAUUUGAUGCAAGAUCUACAUAAAAUUGAACCCACCUUAAGCCAUUAUGCAUGCAUGAUUGACCUGUUUGGGCGUGCUGGAUUGCUACAAGAAGCACAUGAUUUAAUAAAAAGUAUGCCUCUUGAACCAGAUGUCAUAGCUUGGGGUUCACUUUUAGCUUCUUGUAAGGUUCAUAAAAAUGUGGAGCUAGCAAAAGUUGCAGCAAAAAGAUUGCUCCUUCUCGAGCCUGGCAAUAGUGGGGCCUACUCAUCCCUUGCUAACUUAUAUUCAGCUUGUGGGAGAUGGAAGGACGCUGCUGAAAUUAGAAAAUCAAUGAAAGAUAGAGGAGUGAAGAAAGAUCAAGGAUUCAGUUGGCUUCAGAUACAGAACAAAGUCCAUGUCUUUGGGGUUGAAGAUGGGCUUCACCCACAGAAAGAUGCUAUAUACAAUAUGAUGGCAAAGAUCUGGAAGGAGAUAAAAAAGAUGGGUUUCAUUCCAGAUACUGAAUCAGUACUGCACGACCUUGAGGAAGAGGUGAAGGAACAGAUGCUUAGACAUCACAGUGAAAAACUUGCAAUUGCAUUCGGGCUAUUAAGUACUCCAGAGAACACUACAUUGAGAAUCAUGAAGAACCUUAGAGUGUGUAAUGAUUGUCAUUCCGCCAUAAAAUUUAUCUCCAAGCUUGUGGGCAGAGAAAUAAUUGUGAGAGACUCUACUCGUUUUCACCAUUUCAAGGAUGGCUCCUGCUCUUGUCAGGAUUAUUGGUAGGCAACAAGGAUGGGAUUUUUUUUAAAAUCUGAUGGUGAAGUGGGAAAAAAUUUCAUGUAUGUAGCAUCCAAAAAGUUGAUGCUCGAUGUAGAAAUCAGGUGUUGCUUUCCUGAUAUGUUAUUCUGUAAUGCUUUUGGCCGCCUACUUAUAUGACAUAUACCAUUCGAGAAAGGCAACAAAAUUAAACCAAUUGUUAAUAUCUUUUGCCACUUCUCUCUCCAAUCAUACUGUUAUCGCCAAAUGGGUUGACACUACUUGUGCAUCCGUGCUGCUUACGACACCUUCCGUUCCAGAAAAUUAUAUGACGCUGAAGAAGAAGAAGAAGAACACAGAGGGUGUGAGCUGAUUUUUCCAAAGGAGGCUCAUGUCAUGAGCAGAAAACAAGCCUCAUCUACUGGCCCUUCACCGUUUGACCUUGAGAGCACUCAAGCACCAAACCACCAAUGCUACAAAGAGAGCCAGUAACAAGCUUCUUAUUGACUGUGUAAAAGCAAAUCUUGUGGCAAAAUAAUCUAAGAUAGUUUGCUGUACUUGAUGGCAUCUACAUCACAUGAAGCUGUGCAAAAUGAAGCUGUGCACAAUGCUAAAGUAGACAUGCAAUUCAAGUUAUUUUGCCAAGCAUGCAUUAAUUUUUGUAAAAUCUAGACCACUUUGGUGUGGGGAAACUUUGCAAUGCAUGUUUUGAAGGCUGGGAGUUUGGGGUAGUUGACUUAAGAUUCGUUGCUCACUUUAAAAUCUUGAGGACUGUAGGAACCUUGGAAUACUCUCCUUUGUCAGUUCUGCAAGGAGAAGGGAGCCUCUAUAUAUCCUCAUCAGAACUUCCGAUCAAAUAGCUUAACCUUCAUCCUCAGUGACCAUAUCUAUCCUCAAUAACCAUUUUGUACCUUUAGGAACCAACUUUACGAAUUAGUUUGCACUAAUUCAUACUAAAUGCUGUAAGUAGAGCUCUAAAGGGAUGUUCAGAUACACUACCGCUAAUGCCAAGCUUUGUGAAAAUUGGGGUGUUCCUUAGAGUGUUAUGGAUUUGAAUGGCUGAAGGGUUGCUGCACUGGUAGAUGGGCAUUUGGGAUUCUUUGGUAGUUGUUUUGCUAAGUGUAUGGUUUCCGGAUAUUUGGUUUUUUUUCUCCCAAGUAUGUAGGUUCGGGGGUUUGUUUUUGUUGUGGGGAUUGGCUGUGAAUGUUUACUUGGGCAGUGGGAUUGGUGGAACAGGGUCAGAGAUAUUGUCAUUUGAUGCAAGAUCUACAUAAAAUUGAACCCACCUUAAGCCAUUAUGCAUGCAUGAUUGACCUGUUUGGGCGUGCUGGAUUGCUACAAGAAGCACAUGAUUUCAUAAUAAGUAUGCCUCUUGAACCAAAUGUCAUAGCGUGGGGUUCACUUUUAGCUUCUUGUAAGGUUCAUAAAAAUGUGGAGCUAGCAAAAGCUGCAGCAAAAAGAUUGCUCCUUCUUGAGCCUGACAAUAGUGGGGCCUACUCAUCCCUUGCUAACUUAUAUUCAGCUUGUGGGAGAUGGAAGGACGCUGCUGAAAUUAGAAAAUCAAUGAAAGAUAGAGUGAAGAAAGAUCAAGGAUUCAGUUGGCUUCAGAUACAGAACUAAGUCCAUGUCUUUGGGGUUGAAGAUAUGCUUCACCCACAGAAAGAUGCUAUAUACAAUAUGAUGGCAAAGAUCUGGAAGGAGAUAAAAAGGAUGGGUUUCAUUCCAGAUACCGAAUCAGUACUGCACGACCUUGAGCAAGAGGUGAAGGAACAGAUGCAAUGCAACUGUUUUGACAGUGGAUCAGCCACCGCUAUAAUUUGUACAUAAAAUGGAAAUAUUAUUCAUGAAAUGAAGACUCCGUUUAUUUCA